Messenger RNA from Mangifera indica (mango), 1046 nucleotides. Its product is annotated as putative F-box protein PP2-B12. The record is from RefSeq and is a predicted model, not a curated record. Lineage: Eukaryota; Viridiplantae; Streptophyta; Magnoliopsida; Sapindales; Anacardiaceae. The transcript has 3 exons. Gene Ontology annotation, molecular function: protein binding. The coding region runs from base 122 to 955 and encodes 277 amino acids.
UUCUCAGUUUCGUCAAGCCUUCGGGGCUAAGCUUUUGACUAACUCUCUCUUCUCUAUAAAGCACUUCCAUGGCUACCACUACCACCAACCAAUCACUGACUCCGGUCAACAAGAAGGCCCCAUGAAUUCAUUACCAGAAGGCUGCAUAGCCGACAUCACCUGCUGCACCACCCCUCGUGACGCGUGCCGUUUGUCCUUGGUUUCUUCCCUUUUCAAGUCCGCUGCAGAAUCCGACGCCGUUUGGGAGCGCUUCUUGCCUCCCGACUACCAGUCUAUCAUUUCUAACUCUUGUCCUUGCCCGUCAUCGUCUUCUUCUCCGCCUUCUUUGUUGUGUUUGCCGUCCAAGAAGCAGCUCUUUCUCAGUCUCUGUGACCACCCGAUUCUCAUUGAUGGUGGGAAAAAGGCCUUUUACUUGGACAAGCAGAGUGGGAAGAAAUGUUAUAUGAUAUCUGCGAGGGAACUCAUGAUUGUGGGGGGUGAUACACCUAGGUAUUGGGCAUGGUCUUCUUUACCCGGGCGAGGUUUGUUCCAGGAGGCAGCUGAGCUUAUAGAAAUGUAUACGCUCGAGAUACGUGGAAAGAUUAGUACGUGCAUUCUGACCCCAGGGACACAUUACACAGCUUUUCUUGUGUUCAAGCUGACGGAAAGGUCGUAUGGGUUUUACAGUCCACCAGUUGAGGUCAGUGUUGGACUUGUGAAGAGUGAAAGCCAAAAACGCUAUGUGUAUUUGUAUGUGGUAAUCGGGCAAGAUGACCAUCAUCCUAGGGAGAGAAGAGACAAGUGGCUUGAGGUAGAGUUAGGUGACUUUUACAAUGCAGGACAUGGGGAUGAUGAAUUGGAAAUAAGUAUUUUGGAGGUGAAGGGAGGUUGGUGGAAGAGUGGCCUCAUUGUUCAAGGAAUUGAGAUAAGGCCAAUCAGUGGAACCAAGAUUUAUACCGAGCGGGGAUCUCCGUGACUCCGUUAUUGUUAAAAUGGAUAUCAACCAAGCCUAGCCCAAACACACUCCAACACACAUAUAAGCAUACAAUUUAAUAUGUCGACAAAUG